Postia placenta MAD-698-R-SB12 is the source of this 1629-nucleotide messenger RNA. RefSeq lists its product as hypothetical. Gene Ontology annotation, biological process: transmembrane transport; nucleobase transport. Gene Ontology annotation, cellular component: plasma membrane. The transcript has 11 exons. Gene Ontology annotation, molecular function: nucleobase transmembrane transporter activity. The coding region runs from base 1 to 1629 and encodes 542 amino acids. The record is from RefSeq and is a predicted model, not a curated record. NCBI's taxonomy places the organism in Eukaryota, Fungi, Basidiomycota, Agaricomycetes, Polyporales, Adustoporiaceae.
AUGGCCCGAAGCUCCUUUGCCGCCUACCUGAAGCCUUCAACAUGGGCGCUGGAGCCCGAACCAUCGACGUUUGCGCCUAACAGCAGGUGGUCAAACAAGGAUAUGGACCCGGUGCCGAUUCGUUCCCGAACGUGGUCCACAGUCAAUUACGUCGCAUACUGGAUUUCUGAUGCGACUAACGCUGCUGUGUGGGAGCUCGCGUCGAGUAUGUUGGCAACUGGGCUGUCUUGGCGCCAGGCACUUCCUGCGAUUGCUGUGGGCCAUUGCAUCAUCUCAGUCGUGAUGGUUCUGAACGGGACGAUCGGCGCUCGGCUUCAUGUUGCCUUCCCUGUCCUCAACCGGUCUUCCUUCGGCUUCUGGUUCAGCUACUUCAGCGUGAUCAGUCGUGUAUUGUUAUCACUGUUCUGGUUUGGUAUCCAAACAUAUACUGGAUCAGAAUGUGUCUACCAAGUACUGUACUCUCCGCCAUUGAAGAAAGAUCCCAUGACCUACCUUGUUGCAGAUGCUGAAAGCUAUCUGGCCCUCGCUUGCACGCCUCCCGAACCAUUUGCCCGAGAAGUCAAACAUCACAACGUCAGGGAUUAUGUGUUAUUUCAUCGGAUCCGCUGGCUGUUCAUGGCGAAGGCCAUAAUUGUACCGGUGGCAUGGCUCGCCAUGUUGAUUUGGGCUUUCGUCAAAGUGCCUGUCAACUCCAGCGGAGGUCUUUUUAAUCAACACUCAACGCUUUCUGGUAGCGAUAUGUCAUGGGCAUGGCUCAGCGCGUUGAACAGUGCAUUGGGAAUCUACUCAACCCUGGCGGUCAAUAUCCCGGAUUUCACUAGAUAUGCGAAGAACGAACGAGCUCAGUACGUUCAGCUUGCCAUCAUCCCAGUAGCAUUCACACUCUGUGGUUUCAUUGGAAUGGCUGUCACGAGCGCUGGCAUAGUCCUGUACGGUCAGACGCUCUGGGAUCCACUCAAGCUCAUCAACCAAUGGGACAACCGCGCGGCCGCGUUUUUUGCAUCGUUCGCGUUUGUCCUCGCCACACUUGGAACGAACAUCGCCGCCAACUCCUUGUCAGCCGCGAAUGACAUGACAGUCCUAUUUCCACGGUAUAUAAACAUCCGCAGGGGCCAAAUGCUGUGCGCGUUGCUGGGUGGCUGGGCGUUAUGCCCGUGGGAGAUCCUUGCGAGCGCGGAAGGGUUCCUGUCGUUCAUCAACGGCUACACCGUCUUCCUAGGCCCAUUUGCCGGUAUCAUGGUCACCGACUACUGGCUUCUUCACAAAGGCAGAGUCGAUGUCCCUUCCAUGUACCGACCGCACGGACGCUACCGGUAUAUGUACGGAUUCAAUUGGAGAGCAGUACUCGCGAUCUUAUGCUCUGUACCUCCGCUCUUCCCUGGAUGGAUUAACUCGAUCAACACCGACAUCAAUCCUGGGCGCGUCGCGCGCCUCUUCAACUUCGCAUGGAUAUAUGGGUUCACUGUCGCUUCGACAGUCUACUUUGUCACCUCGUCUCUGUUUCCUGCACGGGAAACAUACAUACCAGAAGCUAUUCUCCCAGACGAUGCUGAGGAUGCCAGUCAGACGUCGGAUGCGGAGGACGACAAGAAGAGCAUACAAGCGGAGGUCAAGGAGAUCUUGGCAUGA